Messenger RNA from Kwoniella botswanensis, 1167 nucleotides. RefSeq lists its product as uncharacterized. Lineage: Eukaryota; Fungi; Basidiomycota; Tremellomycetes; Tremellales; Cryptococcaceae. The transcript is spliced from 16 exons. Gene Ontology annotation, cellular component: Golgi apparatus; endosome; trans-Golgi network. Bases 1 to 1167 code for a protein of 388 amino acids. The record is from RefSeq and is a predicted model, not a curated record. Gene Ontology annotation, molecular function: antiporter activity.
AUGUCAGGUAAAAAAGCAAGUCCAUUAUUACCUUCGCACAACGCCGGGGAAUCACCGAGGGGAUCACCAGUCUCCAGCCCAGGUGUGUACUCACCUCAUGGUUCAGAACCUAUGAGACGUACGGGAUCAGGUGGAUCGAGGAGCGAUAAAGGCCGAGAAGAUUACUUUGGUGGUGCUAGUGGGAAUGGUAAUGAUGUGGAGAAACAUCACGGUUUGUAUGAGAAUGUCAAACAGCAAGUAGAGAUUACACCGAACUUACCUGAACAAAAGACCAGUAAGAAGACCAUGAGUCCCGCAUUCAUCAUACCGAUAUGGAUCGCUUUGUCUUCCGCUGUCAUCCUUUAUAACAAAUACCUCUACAGUAAUCUCAAUUAUCCAUAUCCUAUCUUUAUCACAUCAUAUCACCUUGGAUGCGCUGCAUUGGGUACCCGUAUACUCCGAGCGACUACCAAUUUGAUGGAUGGAUUAGAUAAAAUAGAAAUGACCCGAGAAUUAUACCUCAAAUCAAUCUUACCUAUAGGAGUGCUUUUCUCGGGAUCGUUAAUAUUGAGUAAUACGGCUUAUCUCACGCUGAGUGUAUCGUUCAUCCAGAUGCUCAAGGCAUUCACACCUGUAGCCAUCUUACUCAUCUCAGCGAUUUUCAAGUUGCAAGUCCUCACUUCUCGUUUGGUCAUGAUCGUGCUGCUCAUCUCGACAGGAUGCGCUUUAGCCGCAUAUGGAGAAUUGCAUUUUGAGAUGUUUGGGUUCUUGUGUCAGGUCAGCGCUGUAGCUUUCGAAUCAUCCCGACUGGUUAUGAUUCAGAUACUCUUGCAGGGCUUGAAGAUGGAUCCAUUAUGUUCAUUACAUUAUUACGCUCCUGUAUGCGCGAUGAUCAACGCCUGCUUUCUCCCCUUCACAGAGGGAUUGGCGCCUUUCCAAGAAUAUAUGCGAAUAGGUCCAUUGAUCAUGAUAUCCAAUGCGGCCGUGGCGUUCGGAUUGAAUGUCGCUGCGGUGUUCUUGAUCGGUGCGGCUGGAGGGUUGGUCUUGACUUUGGCGGGGGUAUUCAAGGAUAUCCUAUUGAUUAGCAGUAGUGUGAUUUUCUUUGGAAGUCCAAUUACGUCCAUUCAAAUAUUCGGCUAUUCACUCGCUUUGGGGGGUAUGGUCGCCUACAAAACAGCUAGCAAGUAA